AUGUCAAGACCAAAGGGCGCUACUGCAGAAAAGUCGAUGUUUUUGGACUACCCGUACGACUUCAUCGCUUUCGUUCCGAUCAAGGCGGCCAAGAGAAGUUCAUGGGUGGACUACUACCUGGGUGCCACUUGCUCGAAGCAAUCAGCAGGCAAUCAGUUUCUGGCCACGUGGGGUCACUCGGACUAUCAGAAGAACGAGAUCAACCUCACCUCUAUAUUCUGUGAGACCAGCUACUACAAACAGGCUGUCAAUGCCUCCGUUAGAGCUGCUGAUCUCGUCCCUUUGGAGAACUCGAUUGUGCCGCUGGGUCCUCGAGAAAGACUUUUGGAAACAGAGUUUAACACGACAGCUUUCGAGCAUCUACUAGGAGCCGGCGUGUUAACAACGCAACCCGACAGUGCUAACGGUGGUACGAAAGAGUUUCCGUUUGGCCGUCUACUGGAACAGCAUCAGCAAGUCGCCGACUUGGGUAUUAAAUGGCCUAUGGCACCGAUGGCGGGCUUCGCAAUUGGCUCACAAAAGAACGUCAAGACACUCGAUGUUUACCGGGACGAGACCAACUUGGGUAAUGCUUACAACUCGACACACAAGAUGCUCUUUUCCCUCGCACUCCGUCGGGUCCUCGAAAGUUCCACGAGUACGAACACCACUACUGGCAACAUCGAUGUCGAGCUACACGGCAUCAUUGUCAGCCGAGUCUUCUCCGCUGUCGUCGAAGGAAUGUUAGUCAUUGUUGGAAUUUUUACGAUACUGCUGUGGUUGCACGGCUAUAGGGCGCCCAGCCGGUUGACGAUGGACCCCGCCUCCUUAGGAUCACUCAUCAGUCUUUGCCAAAACAGCACAACGCUUCUCGACAAGCUUGCUGGAAAGGGGGCGCUAACCGAGGAGGCUCUCAAGCAUUCUUUCCAGGACCUACGAUUCAAGCUGUUCUGCGGGUGCCAGAGUCGUUCAGGGCAAAUGGUCAUCAAAGUAGUCGAUACCCGAGACAAGACAACCGAGGAGCAACGAAUCAGCCUGACCCAGCCAGACACCACCUUUUCCGUCGGCCACUACUCCCCAGUCAAGCCCAUGGCCCUACGCCGAGAUGUUGGUGGCAUGGUAACAUUAUCGAUGAUGGCAGCUAUUGGUGGAUUGGUCUACUUCAAGUUGCUUGAGCGACGCAACAAAGGUUCGAAGUAUGAUUUCUACGGAAUCGUUCGUCCAAACGCAAGCUUCGAGGUGCUGCAGAUACUCGAAAAUUACGUGCCAACUAUUUUCGCAACUUUGCUGGAACCCUUCUGGGUGCUCGUCAACAGGCUUCUCUGCAUUCUGCAGCCAUUUCAGGACUUGUGGAACGGCAAACGGUCGGCCAAGGGUUCCAUUAACGCUAGAUACACCUCUCUCCCUCCGCAACUCGUUUUUUGGCGGGCGGUCAAGUCGGGUCACUUCAUCCUCACGGCCAUGUGCGGGUUGGCUUUGCUGUCUAAUCUUCUAGCUGUCGGUCUCGGUGGUCUCUUCAACGAAAAGCCAAUAAACAUUGAGCGCCCCUACGACUUUCAACAAUCAUUCAUGCCUCGACUUAAUAAUGCAUCCAUUUAUGGCUCGGAAACCCGCGGGACUUUCCACAACUCCGCUCCGUACGAGGUUCCUUUUUAUAUUUUCAUGAAUAACGUGUCUCAGAACACACCACUUACACCGUGGGUCAACCACGACUACUUUUUUCAACCCUUCAACAUUGUCCCCCAAGACGAAGAUAAGACGAGCGGUACGGCGUUUACGGCGCGGACCAGGGGCUUCAGCACUAAUCCAUCCUGCUCUGACUUUGGCACUUACAACACGAUAAGGAAAGCGCCUCAGGUGAAUUACACAAUGACCAGGAACGGCGAGGCUGUGAAGGGCUGCAGCACAAGCUUUAUCACGAAAGAUAUGACACUCGACAGCAAGUACGACAUCUUUCCCGGGCCGGCCUCGAAGGAGAUUGUGCAAAAGUUGGACACCUCCUACGACUUGACACCCUGUGAGACCACUUUACUCAUGGGCUGGUCGCGGAUUUCUCAUGCUUCGAACAUUACCAGACCGACGAACUCGACGACAACCACGAAACGAUCGCGAAGUACCGAGCUGGGGGAUGGAGAAAUUGCAAGCACGUUCGUUAUUUGUGAGCCAGUCUUCGCCACGGCCAUGUUCGACGUCACGGUGGACUGGCAGGGCUACAUCAUCAACGCGACCCGGGCAUCCGAUGUUUCGUCAGGGCUCGACUACCCACUCUCGACGAACCACACGGAUGCGAUAUCCGCCCAUGUCAAUGAGCUCAUUGUCUCAACCCAAAAGAGCUGGCACAACGACAGCUUCUCCCGCGACUGGAUGAAUUACCUACUCAAGAUCCAACCGGGCCACGCGAACCUCCUCGACCCGACCGUCCCACCAAACGCCACCGCGCUGAUCCCCGCCCUCGAAGCCGUCUACCGUCAGAUCUUUGUCCUUCUCCUAGGCAACAACCAGAACUUCCUCGACACCUACCCCGAACCCGUGACCAUAUCUGGCAUCCGACGCACCACAGAGACGCGCAUCUUCCUGGACACCACCGCCCUCGUCAUCAGCCUCGUCGUCCUGGCCAUCAAUAUCGUCGUGGCCAUCGCGCUGUACGGCCUGGCGAUCAAGCACUUCCUCCCGCGCAUGCCCACGACCAUCGGGUCCAUCCUCGCCUACCUCGCGCCUAGCAGGGCGGUGCGCGAGUACGAUGGCGCUGGCGGCAGCCUCGAGAGCAGCGCCACGUUCAGCUUCGGUCGGUAUGUCGGCGAAGACGGGCGCGCGCACGUUGGCAUCGAGCUUGAUCCCUUCGUGGUACCCGUGAAACUCUCCGCGCUGAGGAAGGGCGAUACGGAGCCGAGGAAAGGCCUGCUUGGGAAGCUUCUGGGGAGACGGAAAGCGGGACGGGGAGGUGAUACGUGGUUGUGA
Molecule: messenger RNA, 2937 nt
Organism: Colletotrichum fioriniae
Lineage: Eukaryota; Fungi; Ascomycota; Sordariomycetes; Glomerellales; Glomerellaceae
Source: RefSeq, a predicted model, not a curated record